Messenger RNA from Guillardia theta CCMP2712, 993 nucleotides. RefSeq lists its product as hypothetical. The transcript has 11 exons. Bases 1 to 993 code for a protein of 330 amino acids. Lineage: Eukaryota; Cryptophyceae; Pyrenomonadales; Geminigeraceae. The record is from RefSeq and is a predicted model, not a curated record. Gene Ontology annotation, molecular function: ATP binding; kinase activity.
AUGGAAUGCGAAUGGGAGCCGGACACAAGACAUCUGAAUCUGAGUGUGGAACGACGCACUAAUGCUUCCCUGCAGGUCAUGGGAGGUAUCACUGUGGAUCAACCGAUUAGCAACAAUGCCAGCGAAAACAAGCUUCUAAUAACAAAUGCUGGGCAUUCUAAGACCUAUGAUUGGUCCCUUUCAACUGCAGAAAACUUUAGUCACGAUGAAAUGGAGUUUGUGGGGCCUUUUGCCGAUAUUCGUGCUCAGCUCGAUCACACAUAUCACACCAACUUCAUGCCUGCAAGGCAGAGGUUGCAGGAUAUGCUGAUCGAAGAGGUGCGAUGGGAUCAGGGAAAUCCUACGUCAUUGACAAGAUAUGUCAAAAUCCUGCUUUUCGUCUUGGAGACAUUGUGUCCUCAGAUUGUGAGGGUGGAUCCAGACUUCUUCCGUCUCAGACUCCCUGAGUGGUCCGAAUAUGCUUCCCGAAACUACGAAACAGCUGGGAAACUCACACACAGAGAAUGUGGGUACUGCGUAGAGAUUGCCCAAGAGGCUGCUCUGCAGCAAGGGAAGACGUUGUUUGUCGAUGGGAGUCUAAGGAACUAUGAAUGGUACUCAAGGACAAUAGAAGAUAUCCGUCAGCGACAUCCGAGACACAGGAUUGCGAUCAUUCACGUCGAGGCUAGUAUGGAAGUAAUUCUUUCUCGAGCGUCAGACCGUGCAAAGAGGACAGGGCGACAUGUCCCAGAGAGCGAAGUUUUUGAUUCGUACACGAUGGCAAUCAAGACUGCUCACCGCUUAGGCCCAAUGGUAGACCUUUACACAAGAAUCUUCAAUGAUGCAUCGGGGCCACAAUUACCAGAAGUGAAAGAUUCCAUGACAAGACCUCAGGAAGGAAUGACAAGCUGUGCAAGGGAGCUCUACAGUUGCAUCCAAAACAGCUGUAACAUCUCAGUGUCUUCCGACGAAUUACACAUGGAGGGGUCCCAUGUUAUCUCCAACAUUAAGUGA